Clupea harengus (Atlantic herring) is the source of this 3546-nucleotide messenger RNA. It is a transcript of the gene dnajc6, whose product is annotated as DnaJ heat shock protein family (Hsp40) member C6. Lineage: Eukaryota; Metazoa; Chordata; Actinopteri; Clupeiformes; Clupeidae. The record is from RefSeq and is a predicted model, not a curated record. Gene Ontology annotation, molecular function: clathrin binding. Gene Ontology annotation, biological process: synaptic vesicle uncoating; clathrin-dependent endocytosis. Gene Ontology annotation, cellular component: vesicle; cytoplasm; postsynaptic density.
UGUAACCGCACAAUUUAGAGCAGGUGACACGAAUGCGUGAGAGUAGCCUCCCACAACGUGAACAUUUAUGAAUGAAAGACAGUCUGUGGACAAGUGUAUGGAGGCACAUUAAAUGAGUAUCAAUUAAGUGCUUGAUGGGAUCCGUUUUAUGAUUAUUGCUGAGAUUUCGUUCACAUGUAGUCUAUGUUGACUUAGCCGUACAUCAAGCCAGUCCAGUCCUCCCCCGUAGUAGUAUGAUUCUCAACUAAUGUGGACAGGCUUCAUCCAGGUUGAUAAAUCGACACAGAUGAAGCAGGGAUCUGCACGCUUCCCAAGCCUUGGAUGUGAAGAAAUAUCUCAAGGUGAUGAUUCGAUACUUCGUAUACAUAAAUCCCUUAGCUGCUUACGUGUUCAUCUUUGCGCCAACCCUAACGUGCGCAAGUGAGCGAGAUUCGAUGGAGCAGGCGCCGGUGUGACCUAUGACUGGCAGCGAAUGACAAAUCAAAGGUCAGCAUUUCUGUGAUCAGCUGGGUUCCCUACUGUACCAACGCUGAAACAGCGCUCUUGAGAGAAUGAAAGACUGCAUUCUCCAAGUUGGUCGACAGCAGCGGAGACUUCAAUAACGGGGGGAGAGGCGGCGGCCCAUUCGGCGGCAGCUUGACGGCGGUUACCCUCGGCUCCAAGGCAGGCCCAGCGCGACCGGACGACUACAGCACCAUGGACAGCUCAGAUAUGGAUGCCAACUAUGGAGGAGGGCUCCUGGACAUGGUGAAGGGGGGAGCCGGAAAGUUCUUCAGCAACUUCAAGGACAACCUGAAGGACACGCUCAAAGACACCUCCACCAAAGUCAUGCACCAGGUGGCCACGUACACCAAAGGGGAGCUGGACAUUGCUUACAUCACUUCACGGAUCAUAGUGAUGACGUAUCCUUCGUCCGCUGUGGAGAUGGGGUACGCCAAUCACGUGGAGGACAUGCGUUCCUUCCUGGACUCGCGGCACGCUGACCACUACACCGUCUUCAACCUGUCGCAGAGGAACUACCGUGGAGCCAAAUUCUCCAACAGGGUGUCUGAAUGCAACUGGCCUUCCAGACAAGCGCCUAGCCUCCACAACCUCUUUGCUGUGUGUAAGAAUAUGCACAACUGGCUCAAACAGAACCCCAAGAAUGUGUGUGUCAUCACCUGCUCGGAUGGCAGAGCUCUGUCAGGUGUGCUGGUCUGUGCCAUGUUCUGUUUCUGCCACCUCUUCGCCAACCCGGUGCCCGCCAUGCAACUGCUCAGCGCCAAGAGACCCGGCUCAGGCCUGUGGCCCUCUCACAGAAGGUACAUCGGUUAUGUGUGCAGCAUGGUCUCGGAGAAGCCCCUCAUCCCCCACUUCAAGCCUCUGAUCAUCAAAGCCGUCACGGUCAGCCCGGUGCCCUGCUUCAACAAGCAGCGCAGCGGCUGCAGGCCCUUCUGCGACAUCCUCCUGGGAGAGACCAAGAUCUUCUCCACAUCACAGGACUAUGAGAGGAUGAGAGAGUAUCGGGUCCAGGACGCCAAAGUGGUGUUCAACCUGGGCGUGAGUGUGCAGGGUGAUGUAGUGAUCUCCGUCUAUCACAUGAGGUCCACCAUCGGAGGAAGACUGCAAGCGAAGGUGUCCAACACACAGAUAUUCCAGAUUCAGUUCCACACUGGCUUCAUCGCCCCCGGGAUGACGGUCCUAAAAUUCAUGAAGCCUGAGCUGGACACGUGUGAGUCUCCAGACAAGUACCCUCAGCUGUUCCACGUGCUGGUGGACGUGGAGGUGGAGGGCACAGAGAAGCAGAAGGACCUGACACCCCCGUGGGAGCAGUUCCCCACCAGAGACCUGAGCCCCGGCGUCCUCUUCUCCUCCCAGGAGGAGCAUCAGCAGGCCCUGGCCAUCGCAGAUGAAAUGGAGGGCCUGGACUUGGAAGACCCGAGUCUUGCUCCUGGUGCUGACGGCCGGAAGGGUCCCCAUGACGAGAGUGAGCCUUCGGACGACGAGAUGCUGUCUCUGUCCAGCCAGCAGAGCAACGCUAGCAACGAGAGGGCCAGUGGGGCGCACGCCGCUCCCCGAGAGGCCCCCAGAAGGCCUGACGCUCCCCCUACAGCUGCGCCUCCCCCUGCCGAGGACGCGGACCUCCUGGGCCUGGACGGCGGGGCAGUGGAGCCCCCAUGCGCGUCUCCACACCCCCCUGCCGCCAACACCCAGGACCUGCUGGGGGACCUGUUCGGGGGGCCUCCUGUGGCCCAGCCCACCAGCGCCCCGGCCUCGGCCCAGUCCACCCCCCGCCGGACGGUCCUCCCGUCCUCGCCCAGCACCAACGCCAGCGCCAACACACAGCCAACUGGCCCCUUUGCCCCUUUUGGGUCAGGACCAGCCCCCCAGCCCAAGCCCCAGGACUUCAUGGGCAGUUUCCUGGGUGCAGGUAAUAUGGGGCAGCCAGACCCCUUCCUGCAUGCCGCACGGUCCCCAUCUCCUACUAUGCAGAACGCGGGCAGCAUGGGUCGGAGCUCCCCGGUGCCCACCACACCCACUGUCAACAUCCAGCAGCAGAACGCCAAGGGGGGAUGGGACUGGAACAGAGCGGCCGGUCCAGGAGGGGGCUUUGGCAUGGGGAGCAAGUCUGCCACCACCAGCCCCACAGGGUCUGUCAACAGCACACCCACCCACCAGGCUAAGCCUAUCUCAAUGGACCCCUUCGCUGACCUGGGCAAUCUAGGGUCCAGUUUAGGAGGUGGCUCAGGCUUUUCCAGUAAACCCACCACACCGACGGGCACUGGAGGUGGCGUUCCCCCCAUGGGCUCUCCUCAACGGCCUUCUCCCCAGCACACAGGAGCUGGAGGCUGGCAGCCCAGUACCGGCUUCCCCUCUUGGCAGCCUGGAGGUGCUGGAGGCAAUGGGGGUGCUGGAGCUGGGGGCCAGUGGCAGGGGCAGCCCCCCACCCAGCCCAAACCACCCGCCACAAUGCCCAUGCCCCACAGCUCCCCCCAGAACCGACCCAACUACAACGUCAACUUCGGCACCAUGGGUGGCACCGCGCCUGGAGCCCCCAGCAAACCACAGGCUAACAUGGGGACCAAACCGAAAGUGACCACCGCCAACUUUGAUGACCUGCUGUCUGGCCAGGGCUUCUCCGGGGCGAAGGAGAAGAAGGGGCCGAGGACCAUCGCAGAGAUGCGGAAGGAGGAGAUGGCUAAAGAGAUGGAUCCCGAGAAGCUCAAGAUCCUGGAUUGGAUCGAGGGGAAGGAGCGUAACAUCCGGGCCCUGCUGUCCACUAUGCACACAGUGCUGUGGGAGGGGGAGACCCGCUGGAAGCCCGUGGGCAUGGCUGACCUUGUGACCCCAGAGCAGGUGAAGAAGGUCUACCGGAAGGCCGUCCUGGUGGUCCAUCCUGAUAAGGCCACCGGGCAACCCUAUGAACAAUAUGCCAAGAUGAUUUUUAUGGAACUGAAUGAUGCAUGGUCAGAGUUUGACAGCCAAGGACAGAAAGCUCUGUACUGAGCUGCUGGAGGAAGAGAAGAAUACACCUUCAGCUUCCAACAUUGGAAUCAAUACCCCUGC